AAAAGAAAAAAAAAAAAAAAAGGAAGGAAGGAAGGAGGCAAAAACAGAAAGAUGUUAAAAUCCCGCCUCCUUGAGCCUCUGUUUUGAAACCCUCACCCAACCCCGCUCUUCCCCCUUUCCCGCCUCUCCCCCACUCCUUAAAAUCCCUAACCUCUCAUUCUCCAUUUUAACACCAUUUCCAACCUCUCUCUCGAUCUCUCGCUCUCUUUCUCCCUCUCCCGCCGAUUCUCGCUUCUCACUUACAUCCACUUUCUAAGACGCCAUGAACCGUAGAACCAGACCAUCCAUACCUCACCAUUUUCACAAGUACCUCAAGCCUGGUGCUCUCGCUCGAAUCCGAGACUCUCGAAUCAGCGCCAGAUCUCACCGUCUCAACUCCCUCUCUCAGAUCCCUCCAUCCUCGCCGCUCACUAACGCCGACGAGCCUCAGGUCAACGCCGUCGACGCCGGCUUUCCUUUCUUCGUCGCCAGGAUCUACGGCCCACGCUGCCCGCAGCGGAAGAAACUCAUGGCUGCUAAGUCCAUUCUCUUCGUUCCUGUGAAUCCUUCCCCGGACUCGCCCGAUCUGGUUGUUGACUCGUUCGCCAGUGACCUUCUCGUCGCGAAUUGAAUUCUCUUAUUCGGAAAAAAGGCUGAAGCGAUUCUUCUGUCUUAGGAUGUAGAGCAGUUUAGAUGUGCAGAUGUAGCACUUUUGUUGAAUUGUGUGAAAAACUUACUCAGAUAGGGGUGAAAUUAAUAAAGUGAAAUCACA
This is a messenger RNA of Abrus precatorius (Indian licorice), 751 nucleotides long. RefSeq lists its product as uncharacterized. Lineage: Eukaryota; Viridiplantae; Streptophyta; Magnoliopsida; Fabales; Fabaceae. The record is from RefSeq and is a predicted model, not a curated record. The transcript has a single exon. The coding region runs from base 263 to 610 and encodes 115 amino acids.